AUGGGUCGGCGGUGGGCCUGGAGGACGCAGCCUCAGCCUGCGGCGCAUCUGCGCAAGGUGGAGGCGCGUUCCCAGACGGGCAAGGCCACCAAGUGUCAAGGGCCAGGGGGCGGUCCUCGCACCCCACCCCGCCUGCAGCUGCAGGGAGCCCCGGGCGCCCCGGCCCGCCCGGAGCCCUGCAGUUUCCGGGAGCGCACGGUCGGCUCCUCGCCCCUCCCGAGCCACCGCCAGGGUCCCUGGGUCCCUGCCCCAUCGUCCGCCGCCGCCAGGCCACAGAGCCACGAGGGACCGCCCGCCCCGCGCCGCGCUUUAAAAGCCUGCCCCGCGGCACUGGCGACAGGCGUGGAGACCGGCGAGACUGAGCCCGGGCCGGCGCCCCAACGGCUGGCCGGAGCAGCCUCAUGGCGGGUAAGUGCCCUCGCCUCCCCUCUCGCGCCCCCAGCGAGGCGCCCCGGCCCCUCGGCCACCGGUUGCAGCACUUUCCUCGCCCCGUCGUCCCCGCUGGGACGUCGCCCCUGCCCGCCCGGCCUCGGGCUCCUGGCGCGCUGCGGGGAUGCAGUGAGGCCCGCUCCUCGCAGACAGUUGCGGGUCAGGAGAUGUGGGGGGCUCGCCUUCUCCCCACCCCACGGGAUCCAGACCCCAGAGCCCGGGAAGCCCCGCGCCCGCACGGACCCGGAGGAGGCACCUUCCCUGCCUGGCCUGGGCACCGGCGCGUGGGACGGAGCGUCGGAACGCUCUUGGCGGGCGCCGAGUGGAGCCUCCCAGGUCCCCGCAAAUGUGGAGGUGCAGGUGCCGGCAGCAGACGAGGAGGUGGCCUUGGUAGUUGGAGGCAUUGUUGGGGGGCUGCUGCUGCUGCUGAUCGGGGUGAGCUGCUGGCUCUGGAAGAGGCUUUGUACCGUGUUCACCUACGAAGAACUGCCGGGGACCACGGCUGUCUCCAGCGUACAGAGGGACAAGCUCUGCCUGCCGCGUGCCAAGACCCAGACAAGCAGGCCACCGGGUACACCAUUUGUGGUGCCCCCUUCCCUCCAAGGCCGAGAUUGGGUUCCCCUGCACAGCAGAGAGGGGGCCCAGGCCCCACAGCACCCCUGCCCAGCCCCAGAGCUCCUGCCCCACACCACCAGCAACAACCUUGGAGACGCGAGCGUGGUGGGGACCAUCAACCCAGAGCUGUACAAGUUCCCCGAGGACGAGAGUGAGACCGACUUCCCUGAGGGCUGCCUGGGGCGGCUGUGGUUCUCCGUGGAAUACCAGCAGGAGGCCGAGCGGCUGCUGGUGGGCCUGAUCAAGGCGCAGGGGCUGCGAGCCACCUCAGAGACCUGCAGCCCCCUGGUGAAGCUCCACCUGCUGCCCGACGAGCGGCGCUUCCUCCAGUCCAAGACCAAACGCAAAACUGCCAACCCGCAGUUCGACGAGCACUUCAUCUUCCAGGUGUCCGGCAGGAGCGUCAGCCAGAGGGUGCUGAGGUUCUCAGUGUACCACGUGGACAGGCAGAGGAAGCACCAGCUCCUGGGCCAAGUGCUCUUCCCCCUGAAGAAUGAAACCCUGCUGGGCAACUGCCGGCGCAUCUUCUGGAGAGACCUGGAGGCCGAGAGCCUGGAGCCUCCCUCGGAGUUUGGCGACCUCCAGUUCUGCCUCACCUACAACGACUGCCUGAACCGCCUCACUGUGGUCGUGCUGCGAGCCAGGGGCCUCCGGCUGCAGGAGGAUGCGAGUUUUGUCAGUGUAUUUGUCAAAGUGUCUCUGAUGAAUCACAACAAGUUUGUCAAGUGUAAGAAGACUUCGGCUGUGCUGGGCUCCGCCAACCCUGUGUAUAGUGAGACCUUCAGCUUCAAGGCCGACCCCACCGAGCUGGACACAGCCAGCCUCAGCCUGACAGUGCUGCAGAGCGCCCAAGGGGACAAGAGCCACGAGCUGGGCCGGGUGGUGGUGGGCCCCUACAUGUACACCCGCGGCAAGGAGCUGGAGCACUGGGACGAGAUGCUCGGCAAGCCCAAGGAGCUGGUGAAGCGCUGGCACGCACUCUGCCGCACCACCGAGCCCUGA
Molecule: messenger RNA, 2046 nt
Organism: Ceratotherium simum simum (southern white rhinoceros)
Lineage: Eukaryota; Metazoa; Chordata; Mammalia; Perissodactyla; Rhinocerotidae
Source: RefSeq, a predicted model, not a curated record